GGAGCGGGGCUUGUCGUCUCCAUCGCCGCCGGUAUGUUGGUCGGAGGCCCGGGGAGGCGUCCCGCACGCCGGGCUGGAGGCUGCCUGGUGCCCGCCUGCCUGCUGGCGCUGCUGCUCUGCCUGCCGGGGACGCGGGCGUCCUACCCGCAGAGCGGCGAGUGCAAAGGCAAAGGCAAAGACUGCACAGAUCUGUCAGAGAAGAAGAGCGACCUGAGGGUUUGUGACGACUCCACCUGCCGAUUCGGAGGCGUCUGCCGAGACGACGGAGCUCAGCUCAAAUGUGUCUGCCAGUUUCAGUGCCACAAAAACUACAUCCCUGUGUGCGGCUCCAACGGGGACACCUACCAGAACGAGUGCUACAGGCGACAGGCGUCCUGCAAACAGCAGAGACUCAUCUCCCGGGUGUCGGACGGGCCGUGCUCCGCCGACGCCGGCUCCGGCUCCGGAGAUGGAGAAGAGUACGAAGGCUCAGGCUCUGACGUCGGGAAGAAGUUCACCAAGUGCGGCACGUGCAAAUACGGAGCGGAGUGCGACGAAGACUCCGAGGACGUCUGGUGCAUAUGCAACAUCGACUGCAGCGGCCACAAUGAGAACCCCGUGUGCGCCACGGACGGGAACUCGUACAACAACCCGUGUCUGGUCCGGGAGGCGUCGUGCAUGAAGCAGGAGCAGAUCGACGUCAAACACCUGGGAAGAUGCCCAGCCGAUAAAGAGAAACUGGGCAAGAAAGACGACGGCAGUCCUUUCAAAAUCAACAUCCUGGAAACCAAAGGCCUGGAUCACGGUGACGGAUUCUACGCCGGCACCAUCCCCUGCGCCGACAGCUACGCCGGCUUCUGCGUCCACGGGAAGUGUGAGAUCAAGUACAACAUGGCCACCUGCAGGUGCGAUGCCGGCUACAAGGGUCCGCAGUGCGAGGAGCCGCAGGACUUCAACAUUCUCUACGUGGUUCCCAGCGGACAGAAGCUGCACUACGUCCUCAUCGCCGCCAUCAUCGGCGCGGUGCAGAUCGCCAUCAUCGUCGCCGUGGUGAUGUGCAUCACGAGGAAAUGCCCGAAAAACAACAGGGGCCGCCGGCAAAAACAAAACCUGGGACACUUUUCCUCGGACACUAACUCCAGGAUGGUAUAGCCGUGUUUUUUGAUAAGUUUUUUCUUACGGCGUGGGAAAUACCAUUUUUUAACAGUAGAUGUGUCGUAUUAUUAUGAUUAUGAUUAUGAUUAUGAUUACUAUUAUUAUUAUUAUUAUUAUUAUUUCUUUGGAAAACAUAAAAAAGAAGAAUGAGAAUAUUUAUUUCAGGGGCCUUAUUUUUAUUUUAUUUUUUAUCAAAUGGAAUCGUAGCGCACCAACCUGCGCUGUCGCAACUAUUUUUUUUUGUUUUUUUUUGGGAAAGCGGCGCCAGAGCGAGGGCGAGGAGCCGACUCGACACAAACCACCGACACUUUGCCAUCGUAGCGUCUCUGUUGUCUUAAGUCCUUCCUUUUCUGAGUUCUGUUGAACGCCUCACAGAUGUGGUUCCUUUGGCAAACGGAAACGUCCGCCCCUCUUGGAAUGUGCUGUUUAUCGGAAAUGCUGACGAUCAUUUCCACGCCCCCGUUCUGUUUCUAUUUCUAUCACUUUUUACAAAAUGAUGUGCAGCUGAUCACCAAAUGCAGUUUUUUUU
This is a messenger RNA of Myripristis murdjan (pinecone soldierfish), 1663 nucleotides long. It is a transcript of the gene tmeff1a, whose product is annotated as transmembrane protein with EGF-like and two follistatin-like domains 1a. The record is from RefSeq and is a predicted model, not a curated record. Lineage: Eukaryota; Metazoa; Chordata; Actinopteri; Holocentriformes; Holocentridae. Gene Ontology annotation, molecular function: protein binding. Gene Ontology annotation, cellular component: plasma membrane.